This is a messenger RNA of Sphaerodactylus townsendi, 1559 nucleotides long. RefSeq lists its product as uncharacterized. The transcript has 5 exons. Bases 386 to 1081 code for a protein of 231 amino acids. NCBI's taxonomy places the organism in Eukaryota, Metazoa, Chordata, Lepidosauria, Squamata, Sphaerodactylidae. The record is from RefSeq and is a predicted model, not a curated record. Gene Ontology annotation, molecular function: RNA polymerase II transcription regulatory region sequence-specific DNA binding; protein dimerization activity; DNA-binding transcription factor activity, RNA polymerase II-specific. Gene Ontology annotation, biological process: regulation of transcription by RNA polymerase II; developmental process.
UCUUGUCCGCCCCUUGGUUCACUCCACAGGAGGAGGAGGAGGAGGAGGACCGGCGGAAGGCUCGCUGUUGCUGCUGUUGCUGCUCUCCGGGAGACCCCUGCAUGGUCCUCUGGGCGGCCUCAGUAGCCAAGCCGCCGGAGACACCUGAGCAGGUGAGCGGAGCAGGAGGAAAAGGAAAGGAGGCUUCUGCAGCUGAGACCCAUUCCAGAGAGAUUCCCAGCAAACAGAAGAAGAUCUGGCUUUGUCCGUGUCCCGUCUGCACAGAAUGGGGCCCCGGGGUCUGCAGAGCGUCCGGUCCAUGGGGCAUAACUGGCAGACGUGAGUCGGUGUCUGAGGCCUGACACAGCAGCCUCCCCCUUUGCCAGGGGAGGAACGGAGAGGAGUCAUGAUGGAGGGAGAGGUUUUCUCAGGAGUGCAUCAAAUUGGUUUUAUUCAACGGAUUCAAAACACUGUUCCAGAACAAAUGAUGGAACCCUCGUAUUUAAAUUUUGAAGAUGAAUCAAUGUCAGAGUAUCUAUUUUGGGUCGAUAAGGAUUCAACUGGCCAGCAAGAUGAUUUUCAACUUGGUGAUGCUCCUCUGGCAGGGAAGCACUGUUCUUGGCUACCUAUCACUUGGCAGACCUUCCUUCCUGAUGCUGAGAUAACACUUCCUGACCUAGGUGAGCAGAGUCAACAGCUGGAGGAGGGUGCUGAACUGGACAGCUCCCUGUUGGUUCAAUCUGAUGAUAACACUCUGGCGCACGACCAUCAGGACUUUGCCUUUGUCGCUGCUCACCCUCACAGCACACAAAGAUAUGCGGCCAACGUGAGGGAAAGAAAGAGAAUGCUCAGUAUCAACUCUGCUUUCGAUGCGCUUAGAGGCCGGGUCCCGACUUUCCCGUAUGAGAAGCGUCUCUCCAAAGUCGACACUCUCCGAUUGGCCACAGCUUACAUCGCACUGCUCAGUGAUAUUCUCGCUACGGGAUCGGACCCCAAAUCUUAUGUGCAGAAAUGUUUGAAAAAUGGAUACAAAGGCCAUCAGGAUGCACCCUGGAACACAAGUGAUUUGACAGCCCGCUUGUCCUGGAUAAAAUGGGAUUAAGAGAUCCAUCAAACAAGAAAGACGACUGGAUUCUUCAAAGGAUCUACCUGCCUAUCCUCAGCUAUUAAGUUGUCCCCAUUGCCGGCAUAAAACUUUAGGAAGCAAUUAUGCACACAGUUAGGAUGCUUAUAUAAAACCAUCUUGCUGCUAUUUCUUCCCUUUGCUUUCCAUUUUCAUAGCAUUUUUAUAACACCUGCAUGCUGUACUUGGUCUUUGAUUACAUUUUAAAAAUCUGUUCUUUGUGGUAGUUGUCAGUUUCCUUGUUAUGCAGCUAACAUUGUAUAAACAGAAAUUUUAAAAGUUUAAUAACUAGUAUGAUCUCUAACAUGAUUAUAGGGCAAUUUCCCAUUAAAUACCAUAAACUGGGAAUUAGUAGGAAUACUGCACCAUCCUAAGGUUAUCCAUCUGAACAGUUGUAAUGAUAAGUUCUGUAUACUCACAGGGUGUUUGUUGCCAUUAUCACCACCAAUUAUUAAAA